GAGGAAGAAGACGCUUUUACUUUGAAAUCUGUCUAGGAUUUGUUUCCGGAAGUCGAUUCUAUCGCUCCGAGACUUCGAUGAGGGCUUCCAUGGAUCAGUCUGAAUGAAUUUUCUGCUUCUUCGUGGCGUGUAAAUCACCAGUCAUCGAAGCGUGGACAUGCAGAUCCUGACUCCGCAGGUUUUCUGGGCACAGCGGCACGGAGAGAUUUUUCUCCGGGUGGAACUGAGCGAUGCUUCGGAUGUUGAUAUCAGUUUGCAGGGACACAACACACUCCAGUUCAGAGCUCAGGGUCAUGGCGCUAAAGGAGAUAACCAGUACGAGUUCAGACUGGAGUUCCUGGAACCUGUAAAGCCCGAGAUCCACCAAAAGUUGACGCAGCGCCAGGUGGACAUUAAGAUCCGUAAGCGGGACGAGCGAUGGUGGGAGCGGCUGACGCUGCGGGAGAAGAAGCCGCUGUUUCUGGCUCCGGACUUCGACCGCUGGUUGGAUGAGUCGGAUGCCGAGAUGGAGCUCCAGGCCAAGGAGGAGAAAAUCAACAAGAUCAGCGUGGAGUCGAGAGUUCGUAAAGAUCCCUACAUCGGCCUGAAGAAGGGAUACUUGUUCAUGUACAACCUGGUGCAGUUCCUGGGAUUCUCCUGGAUCUUCGUCAACAUGACCGUUCGACUCUUCAUCCUCGGUCAAGACUCGUUCUACGACACCUUCCACACCACGGCGGACAUGAUGUAUUUCUGCCAGAUGAUGGCCGUGCUGGAGGUCGUCAACCCCUUGCUGGGUCUGGUUAAAACCGGAUUCUUCCCUGCGAUGAUCCAGGUGGCGGGGAGGAACGUCAUUCUGUUCGUCAUCUUCGGCUGCCUGGACGAGAUGCAGAACAAGGCCGUGGUGUUCUUCGUCUUCUACCUGUGGAGUUCCAUCGAGAUCUUCAGAUAUCCCUUCUACAUGCUGGCCUGCAUCGGCACGGACUGGAAGCUGCUGACGUGGCUCAGGUACAGCCUGUGGAUCCCUCUGUACCCGCUGGGGGUCGUAGCUGAAGCGGUGGCUGUGAUCCAGUCCCUGCCCAUCUUUGACGAGACGCGUCUGUUCAGCGUCCCGCUGCCCUCCGCGCUCGGACACUCCUUAAGUUUCUCCUACACGCUGCAGCUCUACCUGGUCCUCAUGUUUCUGGGACUCUUCGUUAACUUCAGACAUCUGUACAAGCAGAGACAGAGACGCUUCCGAUCCAGGAAAAGGAAAGUCCACUAACGGAUCCACUGAUCCAAACCCUGAUCCAAACCCCAUCAGGGUUUGGUUUCGCUCUCAAUGCCUUUUCUUCCCAUUUCCCACUUCAGACUUUAUCCUGUGAAGUCCGGCUCUCACUAAUAACUUAUUAGUUAUUAUUUAUUUAAAGGAGCAAAUGCUGAGUUUAAAACCAACUGAUGGACAUAAAAUACGUUUUUAUUUUAAAUAUGAUUGUUUUAGGUUUUGACAAAAAAAAACUUUUUUAUUCUUAUUUCAUAACACAAAAAUAUUAAAAACAAUUGUUCCACAAUAAACUAGACAUGCAGUAUUUUGAUAAAACGCACUCGGUUGUCAUUUUUGUGGUUUAGUUUCUAGGGCAUAUAUUUAAUAUAAUUAAAAAAAAACUAAAUUACAAGUAAGUUUUCAGCAAGAUAUAGCAGCUUGUGUUAAAUCAACAAUUUCUUAAUACCGAUGGAAAAGGUUCUAGUUUACCGGUGGAUUAUUUCACUGUGGAAGAAACACUUUUUCAUCAAUAUUAAGGAAUUAAUUGUUAAAAAUCUCCUAUAUUUGCUGUAAAGUUACUUGUAAGUUAGUUUUGUCUUUAUUCCACUUGAACUAAAAUAUUUCCACUAAAAAAAUAAUACUUUAUAAAAUGUUAUUUUUGCAGUGUAAACAAAAAGAACAAAAAGAAUGUUGAAAGCUUGCCGUGUUCAAAGAAACAAGUUUUUUCUCGUCUGUUUGGAUCAACGGCGGGAUUUGGAUCCGUCUCCCUCUUUGCCAAAUUUAAGAUUAACUGUAGAUUUGAGCGAACCGAGAUCUGCUUUUGGUAAGUUUCUGGAUAAAGUAAAAUACAAAAUUCAUCCUAAUCUGUGAUAUUAAAAUUAAUUUUGUAUUUUACAUUAAAGUAUCAAUACUUGUAUUUUAAGAUUAGAAUAUUUCAGUAAUAAUUUUUGUUAUCUGAUUGAAAAAAGAAAUUGCGCUUUGGACACCCCUGAUCUUACAAACUUUUGAUUUGCACAGCUUUAAAACAUAUUUAUUUUAAUACACAAUUUGCACCACUGCGAAAUAAAUGUAAAAUUUUAUUAUAAAUAAAAUAUGAUUGAAGACAGACAAAAAAAAUUACAUUUUUAAAAAAGCAAAUAAUUUAUGUGCAGUAAUGAUGUUAUUAAUGAUUUUAACAAGUAAAAUUGGUUUCAGCUCAGUUUUUGUAAGAAAACGGUUCAUUUACUGGUUUUGUUUUUUAGAACGUUUGUGCAGAAUCUGAUACAGUGUGGUUUAAUUAAGGGCUUGGACUUUAGCACAUUAAUUUAAUUAAUUAAGUGUGGAAAAAAAAACACAUUCAAUAUGUGUGGUUGAAAAAAGUAAAGCCAGAACAUCCCAAAUGCUUUAAUCCAAAUUUUGUGAUAAGAAAAUACUUGCAUAUCAGUUUGUACUUUAACAAAUGUUGAUAUUUGAUGAAAAUGUGAUUUACUGAUUAUUUCAUUCUGCAUGUAUCUUUUCUUUUGGUUAUAAAUGAUGGUUUCUGCAUGGGAAAAGACCAAUGCAUGGUUUUAUGAGCCAUUCUUCUGCCGCUCCAUCAGUUCAGUAACAAUCAUGCGAUUGUUGGUUGAUCUGUGGUGCGUUCAAAGACCCUGUGUUUUUGACAAGUAAGAACAUGUUGUAAUAUUUAAAAUAAAAAAGUUGGGACAAAAACAAUGUGGAGAUUUUUUUGAUGUAACGUUAAUGAACCUCAACUUUUAGCUGCGUCAAUUUCUUCAUCCUAAUCUGUGAUAUUUAUCAGAUUAAUCUCAAUUCACUAAAUUAACAUGAGAUUUUCAGCUAAAACAGAACCAGAGCAUGAAGGAUAAUGUUGAUCAUUCUUAUUAAUUAAUCAAUCUUGAUUCUCAAAUUACUAAAAUCUUUAACGGCUCAACGAAGAGCUGAGUUUAGCAUUUUGUAGUUUCAGGGAAUGAGUUUUAAAAAAACUGAUGUUAGCUGAUUGAACUUUCCCUUUUCAAGUCUGAAAUUUGAAUAAAACUGCAACAACUGGGUAAUAUUGGAGCAACUGGUCAUUUGGUCCACAGUAUUAUAUUUUCAUUAGAAUAUCAAUUAAAUACAAAGCAAAUUCCCAGUUUGCUUUAAAAACUAUUAAGUAAAGUAAAAGUUUUAUUAGCAGCAGGUUGAUUUCCUCUGAUCCUAAAGUUAGAUCUAAACUAACAACAUAAAUAUUUCUUUAGCUGAUAGACAACUAGCUAAUGGCUAGUUUUCAUCAUCAUGUUUUCCCUCUUGGCCAUGCCGCCCUGAACAAAGAGCCAUAAACCCAUACCGAUAAACUUUCUAUGCUUAUAAACGCAGCUGCUUUUCUGUGCAUCUUUGUCCAUCAAAACGGCGCAAAAACACCGGUAGCGCAGUUUAGCUCGCCUGGAAUUGGCCAAAGGAACGACGACAGAAACUCCGACCAGUUUAAUACUGAUUAUUGUCUCUAGCUGCUCAGAGCGCCUCCGUCUGCCACAGUGCCUCGUUUUAUGAUCUCAUUUCAGGGAGUUUCUUCGUCAUCAACGGUCGCCAUGUUUGUUAUUCUCCGGUUAAAUGCUCGCUAACUCAGAGCUGCCCUCUAGUGGCCGCUUGGUUCCACAACAACAAGAGCAAGAAGGCAUUUUAAAACACUAAAUAAGGUCAAGGGAAGGAUAAAUAACUUUAAACAAGAAUAACAAUGAAGUCAUUAAAUUACACGAAUAAAGUUGAAAUAACACAAUAAAAUCAUAGAAUUAUGAGAUCAUUACAUGUUUAUUCUCAUAAUAUUAUGACUUUAUUCAUUAUUUUGACUUUAUGCUCAUAAUAAGACUUUAUUCUUGGAAUGUUACUUUAUUCUCAUUUUGACUAUCGCAAUUGUAAAAUGCCUUAAUACUCAAAACAUUUUCUAUUUUUUCCUCUCCUGUAAAAUGGUGAUUAUUAAUUUUUGCUUUCCACACUCUUAAGCGAUAUGUCAAAUUCAGUGUUUCUGAAUUCAGACUCAGUUUUUACUUUAAAAAGCAAAAACAGCAGAACAAGAAGAGAACGUCUGAGUUUAUCCCAUAGGGAUAAAACCUGCUUCUCAACACAUUUUACUGAUUUUUAACAUAUCAGUUUGUUCAUCUGAAAUAAAAACUACUGAAAACAAAGCAGCAUGAGAUGAGAACUUAUAUUUUACUUUUAUUGUUUCUAUCAGACGACUUCAAGUGUUUUUAAAGUUUAUUUUGCAACAUGAAAAUGUUUGAACUGUGAGCCUUUUCUGGAGUGUUUUAUGAUUUAUUUUGCAUCUCAUCUUUUCAUCUAAAGCUGUCACUUUGAUUUUGUUUUUUUAUGUAAUGUUCUCUGUAAUAUAGCUUCAUGUACAAUAAA
Messenger RNA from Poeciliopsis prolifica (blackstripe livebearer), 4576 nucleotides. Its product is annotated as very-long-chain (3R)-3-hydroxyacyl-CoA dehydratase-like. NCBI's taxonomy places the organism in Eukaryota, Metazoa, Chordata, Actinopteri, Cyprinodontiformes, Poeciliidae. Gene Ontology annotation, molecular function: 3-hydroxyacyl-CoA dehydratase activity. The transcript has 11 exons. Gene Ontology annotation, cellular component: endoplasmic reticulum membrane. The coding region runs from base 158 to 1240 and encodes 360 amino acids. Gene Ontology annotation, biological process: very long-chain fatty acid biosynthetic process; fatty acid elongation; sphingolipid biosynthetic process. The record is from RefSeq and is a predicted model, not a curated record.